GCUCCCGCUGCGGCUCCCGCUCCCGCUCCCGCUCCCGCCCGCGGGCGGGCCAUGUCUCCGGCCCCGGCAGCCGCGCGCACCCAGGCCCGGCGAUGAGGAGCGGCGCGGAGCGCAGGGGCAGCAGCGCCUUGGCGCCCCCCGGCUCGCCGCCCCCCGGCCGCGCGCGCCCCUCCGGCCCCGACGCGCCCCCCGCGCCGCCGCCGCCCGCCACCGGCCAGCCCCGGGCCCGGGACGCGGGCGAUGUCCGCGCGCAGCCGCGCCCCCUGUUCCCGUGGAGCAAGUGGAAGAAGAGGAUGGGCUCCUCCAUGUCGGCGGCCACGGCGCGGAGGCCGGUGUUUGACGACAAGGAGGACGUGAACUUUGACCACUUCCAGAUCCUUCGGGCCAUCGGAAAGGGCAGCUUUGGCAAGGUGUGCAUCGUGCAGAAGAGGGACACGGAGAAGAUGUACGCCAUGAAGUACAUGAACAAACAGCAGUGCAUUGAGCGGGACGAGGUGCGCAACGUGUUCCGGGAGCUGGAGAUCCUGCAGGAGAUCGAGCAUGUCUUCCUGGUGAACCUAUGGUACUCCUUCCAGGAUGAGGAGGACAUGUUCAUGGUGGUGGACCUGCUUCUGGGCGGAGACCUGCGCUACCACCUGCAGCAGAACGUCCAGUUCUCCGAGGACACGGUGAGGCUGUACAUCUGCGAGAUGGCGCUGGCCCUCGACUACCUGCGCAGUCAGCACAUUAUCCACAGGGACGUCAAGCCUGACAACAUCCUGCUGGAUGAGCAAGGACACGCGCACCUGACCGACUUCAACAUCGCCACCAUCAUAAAGGACGGGGAGAGAGCCACCGCGCUGGCCGGGACCAAGCCAUACAUGGCGCCCGAGAUCUUCCAGUCCUUCGUCAGCGGUGGCAGCGGCUAUUCCUUUGAGGUGGACUGGUGGUCGGUGGGGGUGCUGGCCUACGAGCUGCUGCGAGGAUGGAGGCCCUACGACAUCCACUCCAGCAACGCCGUGGAGUCCCUGGUGCAGCUGUUCAGCACGGUGAGCGUCCAGUACGUCCCCACCUGGUCCAAGGAGAUGGUGGCCCUGCUGCGGAAGCUCCUCACGGUGGAUCCCAAGCACCGGGUGUCCAGCCUGCAGGACAUGCAGGCGGCCCCGUCACUGGCCGGCGUGCUGUGGCAGGAUCUGAGCGAGAAAAAGGUGACGCCAGGCUUCGUGCCCAACAAAGGCCGCCUCCACUGCGACCCCACCUUCGAGCUGGAGGAGAUGAUCCUGGAGUCCAGGCCCCUGCACAAGAAGAAGAAGCGGCUGGCCAAGAACAGGUCCCGGGACAGCAGCAGGGACAGCUCUCAGUCCGAGAAUGACUACCUUCAGGACUGCCUUGAUGCAAUCCAGCAAGACUUUGUGAUUUUUAACAGAGAAAAGCUGAAGAGGAGCCAGGACCCCGCCAGCGAGCCCCUGCCCGCCCCCGAGGCCGCGGACGCUGCCGACGACGCGCUGCCCGUGUGCGGCUCCAUCUGCCCCUCCCGCCUCACCGAGACUUAACUCCGGUCGCGCUGGGGACUCAGUCCGCCCGGAGGACGGAGGACGGGCGGGGGCGGCGGGCAGAGGCCAGCGUGGACGUGCCCAGCCAGGCAGCCCGGCUCCUCCCGGCACAGGCCUGGCUGGUGGCCCCGCGCUCCCUGGCCGUCCUCACGGGGACGGGCCACUGCGAGCUGCCCGCUGGCCCUCGGGGCGGACGGCCACCGGGGGCGGUCGGUGCGGCCGAGGACGGUGGGCCAGGGGCUGGGGGCGCCUCCCCCGGCUGCUCGGUUCCUGUGGUGGCCGGAGGCCUGUGGCUCCCGGUGGCCCUGACCCGCUGCCGGCGGCCGGACGUCGUGCGCUGGCUGCCCACGGCCCACUUGGGCUUGUACAUUGGGGGGAAAUGGAGUGUUUUUAUAGAUCCACACUGUUCCGGCGACUUCCGUGUUUCUGUAGAUUUCUCACCUCUGAGCAUCACGACAUAAGAGCU
Molecule: messenger RNA, 1998 nt
Organism: Nyctereutes procyonoides (raccoon dog)
Lineage: Eukaryota; Metazoa; Chordata; Mammalia; Carnivora; Canidae
Gene: STK32C
Product: serine/threonine kinase 32C
Exons: 12
Coding region: 93-1532 (479 amino acids)
Biological process (GO): protein phosphorylation; regulation of signal transduction; G protein-coupled receptor signaling pathway
Molecular function (GO): ATP binding; G protein-coupled receptor binding; G protein-coupled receptor kinase activity
Source: RefSeq, a predicted model, not a curated record